Octodon degus (degu) is the source of this 1689-nucleotide messenger RNA. RefSeq names its product exosome component 9 (gene Exosc9). NCBI's taxonomy places the organism in Eukaryota, Metazoa, Chordata, Mammalia, Rodentia, Octodontidae. Gene Ontology annotation, cellular component: nuclear exosome (RNase complex); cytoplasmic exosome (RNase complex). Bases 54 to 1406 code for a protein of 450 amino acids. The record is from RefSeq and is a predicted model, not a curated record. The transcript is spliced from 13 exons. Gene Ontology annotation, biological process: nuclear mRNA surveillance; U1 snRNA 3'-end processing; nuclear polyadenylation-dependent mRNA catabolic process.
CUCGUGGUGUUGCGGGAGGAAUCCGUUGCUUCGAGCACCUAUGACCCGAUACCAUGAAAGAAACGCCACUGUCGAACUGUGAGCGCCGCUUCCUGCUCCGCGCCAUCGAAGAAAAGAAGCGGCUGGAUGGUAGACAGACCUACGAUUACAGGAACAUCAAGAUCUCGUUUGGAACCGAUUAUGGGUGCUGUAUUGUGGAGCUUGGGAAAACAAGAGUUCUUGGGCAGGUGUCUUGUGAACUUGUUGCUCCAAAACUCAACAGGGCAACAGAAGGUAUUCUUUUCUUCAACCUUGAACUCUCUCAGAUGGCUGCUCCAUCUUUUGAACCUGGCAGGCAGUCAGAUCUCUUGGUAAAACUGAAUCGACUCCUGGAAAGAUGUCUAAGAAAUUCAAAGUGCAUAGAUACUGAAUCUCUCUGUGUUGUUGCUGGUGAAAAGAGCCGGGGAUUGAACUCAGACCCUUGCGCUUACCAGGUUUGGCAAAUACGUGUGGACCUACAUUUAUUAAAUCAUGAUGGAAAUAUUAUUGAUGCUGCCAGCAUUGCUGCAAUUGUGGCCUUGUGUCACUUCCGAAGACCUGAUGUCUCUGUCCAAGGAGAAGAAGUCACACUGUACACACCUGAAGAGCGUGAUCCUGUAGCAUUAAGCAUCCACCACAUGCCGAUUUGUGUCAGUUUUGCCUUCUUUCAACAAGGAACAUACUUACUGGUGGAUCCCAAUGAACGAGAAGAACGUGUGAUGGAUGGCUUGCUGGUAAUUGCCAUGAACAAGCACCGAGAGAUCUGCACCAUCCAGUCCAGUGGUGGAAUAAUGCUACUAAAAGAUCAAGUUUUGAGAUGCAGUAAAAUAGCUGGUGUGAAAGUAGCAGAAAUUACAGAGCUUAUACAGAAAGCUUUGGAAAAUGACCAGAAAGUGAGGAAAGAAGGUGGAAAGUUUGGCUUUGCAGAAUCUAUAGCAAAUCAAAGGAUCACAACAUUUAAAAUGGAAAAAGCCCCCAUUGACACUUCUGAUGUCGAGGAAAAAGCAGAAGAAAUCAUUGCUGAAGCUGAACCUCCUUCAGAAGUUGUUUCUAAACCUGUUCUCUGGACCUCUGGAACUGCCCAGAUUGGAGAGGGAGUAGAAAACUCCUGGGGUGAUCUUGAAGACUCUGAGAAAGAUGAAGAUGAAGGUGGCAGUGAUGAAGCUGUCAUUCUUGACAAGAUGAAAAUGGACACUGGAGUAGAAGUUUCUGAUAUUGGAAGCCAAGAUGCCCCAAUAGUACUCUCAGAUAGUGAAGAAGAAGAAAUGAUCAUUUUAGAACCUGACAAGAACCCAAAGAAAAUAAGCACACAGACCAGUGCAAAACAAGAAAAAGCACCAAUUAAAAAGCCAGUGAAAAGGAGAAAAAAGAAGAGAACUGCCAACUAAAGCUAACAUAGUUCUGUUUGUGUAUAUAAAACUAUUAAAAAGAUAUUUAUUCAGUGUUAAUAAUGCACAGCAUAUGUUUUAUUCACAAGUUCACAAGUCCAUUAAAUUGAGUUUUGGGGGCUUUAAGUGUUGUAUUUUAAAAUUAACCUGGGAAAUGUUUUGUGUGUCAGUUUUCACAAAAGCUUUCCAACCCAUCUGUAGCCUCAAAACCUUAAUGGUUUAAAUAACAUUUUCUGUUGUACUGUACAAUAACCUAUAAAUCAAGUUAACUUUUCCACAGAAA